Molecule: messenger RNA, 1823 nt
Organism: Coregonus clupeaformis (lake whitefish)
Lineage: Eukaryota; Metazoa; Chordata; Actinopteri; Salmoniformes; Salmonidae
Product: triadin
Exons: 16
Coding region: 436-1689 (417 amino acids)
Cellular component (GO): membrane; sarcoplasmic reticulum
Molecular function (GO): signaling receptor binding
Source: RefSeq, a predicted model, not a curated record
GUUACCUUGAAGCCCCCUUCCUGUCUUAUGUUUCCUGAUCUACACCCAUCAUGGGCAGGGAAAACUUUUAGGCUGGAUCUGCACCUCUCCACUGGCCAGCCCUGGAACUUUUUUCCUCCUCAACUUUUGCUCUCGCCCUCCUGGACUUUAAUUGACCCUCUUCAGAGAACCAAUGAGACGGUAACCCUUUGGUAUAUUUUUCCUUUUUCUUCUUCAGGAGAAUUGAACAUCCAAUCCAGACACCAGGUGUAAUAUUUUUUGGUUGUGGCAGUGCUUCCUAGUAGGGGCUCUGUGGAUGGACUCAUCCUCGACGAUCAGGACUCAAACAGGAUAAGCUUGGUGGCGCUCCAUGUUAUUUUUUUUCACUACAACUUUGUUUUUUUGUUUUUUUUUGUCCUAAGGGAUUAAUUGCUGAAAUUACACAUUCAAACCAGCAUGACUGAGGGAGUCGAAGCGCGAUCCUCCACCACAACCAUGGUCAUAGAGAGCAAAAACGGGGAGGCAGGACAGCCCCUAGUCAGGGUGUCUAAGAGGACCGUGACUGACGACCUGUACACCACCUUCAGUUCCCCCAUGGCCUGGAUCCUGGUCCUAGCCCUGGUCGUCACCUGGUCCUGCGUGGCCAUCAUCAUGUUUGACCUGAUGGACUACAAGGGCCUCACAGGGGUCCCCCCACCUCCCGCUGUCAGGAAAGCAAUUAAGGAGGCAGGGAGGUCUAGAGGAAGCAUUCAGCAUAUCAGCUCGGACCCCAUGAAAAUGGUGAACGAGGCGGUGGAGGAGUCCACUGGCUGGGGCAACCUGCUUCUGACCUUUGCCUCCAGCCUGGUAGCACCUGAGGAGGAGGAUGAAAUCGAAGGUGAGCUACAUCCGGUGAAGAAAAAAGAUAUAGGAUGGUACAUUGAAGAGGAUCAUCAUGCUGAAAUUGAGAAGGGGGGAACAGAAGGUACCAUGGCCAUGCUUUCCAGGUUUAUAGCUGCAUUCCUACCAUCCAGAAAACAAGUAACGCCACCUGAUGAAGAAACAAUAACCCCACUUUCUGAAGAGGCUAAAGAGACUGAAAUAGAGGAAAAGACAGAAGAGAUCAAAGAAGCACCAGAAGAGGAGGAGACUGAGGAACCAUCUGCUGAACCAGAGCUGACAAUAGAGGAAGCUCUGGAAGAGGAGGUACUGGAGGAAGAGACACCAAAGCCCGAACCCCAGGAGGAGGUAGAAUCCAUCACUGAUACCGAGGAGGAGGAGGAGGAGGAGGAUGAGCUCGAGGAGGUGGUGGUAGCAGCAUUGCCUGAACCCGAGAAGGAGGAAGAGGAGGUAGUUCCUGAGCCCAAGGAGGAGGUAGAACCUGCAGUCGAAGAAGUAAAGGUCCAGCAAGCUGCUCCUGCUGCAGAACAAGUAGUGUGCCCUUGUAUGCAUUCAUCAAAACCAAAAGAGCCUGAAAGUGAGCCAACUGAGGAAAAAGCUAAACAUGUCAAGAGGAAAGUACCCAAGCAAGCUAAAAAGGCCACUCCUGACAGAAAGAAAGCAGAGCCCCCUAAAAAGGAACGAGUAGUGAGAAGUAAGAGAGAACGGGACAUGUGCAAGCCAGUUGAGAACACAAAAAGGAGAGAGGCUGCAAGGAAAUUGGAUUUAGAAGAGGCGAUCAGGAAGAGAGGUACAGUAUCCUUAAAUACAGUACUGGCCCAAGAUGAAUGACUUAGCCGUAUAUAUGUAUAAAGGAUAUAUAAAAUAUAGUUUCAAUUAUUCUUCAAUGCCCCUGAGCAGUACAGUGCAGAACAGUACAGACUUCUGUAUAGUUUGAUGGAUAAAGAACAAAUACAGUGCAUUCG